This is a messenger RNA of Lepisosteus oculatus (spotted gar), 3531 nucleotides long. It is a transcript of the gene cnga2a, whose product is annotated as cyclic nucleotide gated channel subunit alpha 2a. NCBI's taxonomy places the organism in Eukaryota, Metazoa, Chordata, Actinopteri, Semionotiformes, Lepisosteidae. Gene Ontology annotation, biological process: monoatomic cation transmembrane transport. Gene Ontology annotation, molecular function: cGMP binding; intracellularly cGMP-activated cation channel activity; intracellularly cAMP-activated cation channel activity. The record is from RefSeq and is a predicted model, not a curated record. Gene Ontology annotation, cellular component: intracellular cyclic nucleotide activated cation channel complex; plasma membrane.
CACCGUACCUAAGAUGGAGAAAACGUUUCCAGGUCGGGGUGACCAGCAGGGUUUCUGACAGGCAGCAAGGAGCUGCGAGUCAAGCUGGUGUCCUCUCUGACAGGGCCGCAGUGAGCCAGGAUGACGGGCCAGGUGGCUGGGAAGAGCGCAGACCUGUCUGCCCACCGGCUGUCCGUGAAGACCUCGCUGGAGGACGAGCUGGACGGAGCCGACAGCACUCUGAGCCGGGCACAGUCAGUGUGCGAUGACACAUCCUCAGAGCUGCAGCGGGUCGCGACCCUUGACCCCCGUGGGCCGAACUCGCAGAAUUCCUUCCGGGGGCGAGGGGCCAUGUCUCGGCUGGUGCGGCUGGUGGUGACCCUCCGGGAGUGGGCCCACAAGAGCCUGCUGGAGGAGGAGGAGCGGCCCGACUCGUUCCUGGAGCGGUUCCGUGGGCCUGAGCUGAGGGCCCCUCCGAGCCGGUUCAGCAACACUCAGCCGGGCCAGAACAACAAUGAGGUCGCAGGCACAGACAGCAAGAAGAAGUCAGAUGUCUUUGUGGUCGACCGUGCUGACAACCUCUACUACCGCUGGCUGUUUGUCAUCGCUGUUGCUGUACUGUACAACUGGUGCCUCCUGGUGGCGAGGGCCUGCUUUGACGAUCUACAGACUGAGAACUUCAUCCUCUGGCUGGUCCUGGACUAUGUGUCGGACUCCGUCUACAUUCUGGACACCUGCGUUCGGCUGCGCACCGGAUUCCUGGAGCAGGGCCUGCUGGUGAAGGACCUGUCCAAGCUGAGGGACAGCUACAUCCACACGCUGCAGUUCAAGCUGGACAUGCUCUCCAUCCUGCCCACUGACCUGGCCUACCUGGCCACGGGCAUCCACACGCCACAGCUCCGCUUCAACCGGCUGCUGCGCUUCCCGCGCAUGUUUGAGUUCUUCGACCGCACGGAGACGCGCACCAACUACCCCAACAUCUUCCGCAUCUGCAACCUGGUGCUCUACAUCCUGAUCAUCAUCCACUGGAAUGCCUGCAUCUACUUUGCCAUCUCCAAGUCACUGGGGUUCGGCUCCGACACCUGGGUGUACCCCAAUAUCUCGGACUCCGAGUACAGCUCCCUGACGAGUGGGUACAUCUACUGCCUGUACUGGUCCACCCUAACGCUCACCACCAUCGGCGAGAUGCCCGCGCCGGUCCGCGACGAGGAGUUCCUCUUUGUCGUUUUCGACUUCCUGGUCGGCGUGCUCAUCUUCGCCACCAUCGUGGGAAACGUGGGAUCCAUGAUCUCCAACAUGAACGCCACCCGGGCAGAGUUCCAGGCGCGCAUUGACGCCAUCAAGCACUACAUGCAGUUCCGCAAGGUCAGCAAGGACCUGGAGGCCCGUGUCAUCAAGUGGUUCGACUACUUGUGGACCAACAAGAAGGCCGUGGACGAGCAGGAAGUGCUCAAGAACCUGCCGGACAAGCUGCGCGCCGAGAUCGCCAUCAACGUGCACCUGGAGACGCUCAAGAAGGUCCGGAUCUUCCAGGACUGCGAAGCUGGGCUGCUGGUGGAGCUGGUGCUCAAACUGCGCCCCCAGGUGUUCAGCCCCGGCGACUACAUCUGCCGCAAAGGCGACAUCGGAAAGGAGAUGUACAUCAUCAAGGAGGGGAAGCUGGCAGUCGUGGCCGACGACGGCGUGACCCAGUACGCUCUGCUGACGGCGGGCAGCUGCUUCGGGGAGAUCAGCAUCCUCAACAUCAAGGGCAGCAAGAUGGGGAACCGGAGAACCGCCAACAUCCGCAGCAUCGGAUACUCCGACCUCUUCUGCCUCUCCAAGGACGACCUGAUGGAGGCCGUGACGGAGUACCCCGAUGCCAAGAAGGUGCUGGAGGAGCGCGGGCGGGAGAUCCUGCUGAAGGAGGGGCUGCUGGACGAGAGCGCGUCGGCGCAGGGCGGGCUGGGCGGCGAGGAGGUGGAGGAGAAGGUGGAGCGCCUGGAGUCCUCGCUGGACAACCUGCAGACGCGGUUCGCCCGCCUGCUGAGCGAGUACACCGCCACGCAGCAGCGGCUCAAGCAGCGCAUCUCGGUCCUGGAGCGCAGGGUGCGGCACAUGGGCAGCGGGUUCCUCUCCGAUGGGGCCGAGAGCGCCAACGACACUGACGGCACGCACAGCGAGGGGAACUCCCGCAGCUGAGCACAGAACGACCCAGUCCCACCUGGGGGAUGGGGGCUGGAAGCCUUUCUCCACUCCGCCUUCCACGUCUGUUUUUAGAGAUUUGUUCUAGUGAUCAGGAGGUAUGUUUCCGCGAAUGGAUUUUCACCCCCGAGAUGUCAUUUUGUGUGCCGCGGCCCUUUACAUUAUAUUUAGAGGACGAGAACGUUGUGCACUGGAGAGGCACAAUUACAGAUGAAAAGAACAAAGAAGAACCAUGAGGAAGUAAAAGGUGCUGGUGACAUAGUGGAGUAUAUGGGCCUUCUGCUCUGCACUGGGACAGUUGACCCACCUUUGCCAUAUGGUCCAUUCGGGGUAGCACUAUGUGUGACCUGGAGCAGCAGGGCCUGUUUUGCUUGUGACACAGCCUUACAGAAUGAUGUAAUCCCUCAGUGGUCAGUGAUGAUGCAAUAACUCCCCAGUGUGGAGCGUGUGCUGAAUGCACCAAGUCAGGUCUGUGCACAGCUCAGGUGCCUUGCAGGAUGUGACUGAAUGGAAUCACGAUCCCUGUGGACUGGAAUUCCCCGUCUACACAGACUGACGAAGGGAUGUAAAUAAGCAGUUAACAAUGGAACAUGUGUAUCUAGCUGUUUUCGGGUGUUAAUGUGACACAGCCGUGUACACAAGCAUUUAAGGCAGCGCAUGACACUACACUUAAGUGCACUUUACACACUGAAACAACAUUCUACUGGUAGCUCGCCAUUUUUAAUGCCUAAUUUUUUAUUAACGCAUUUAUGGAAGCUUUUGUGCUCAAGAAGAUAUUAGUAAUUAUUUUAAUUAAGAAAAUAAGAUUUAUAAAAAAGAAAAAACAGAAAUUGCAUUGACUCUGUGUAUUAGUUGUAAAAACAAAAAGCUAUUGAAUGUAUUUUUUUACCUUAGGGUACAGGUAAUACUGUCUCAGUCUGACCCCUGCAGUGCUCUACUCUAGUCCAGUUGUAGGACUGUCCCCUAAUCCAUGUAGGAGCAACAGGAAGGGUUCCUAUUACACCCUGUAAGUCUCCUAAAGCAGGGGUCACAAACCCAGGUCCUGGAGAGUUUAGUAUCUUCUGGCUGUUACUUGACUGAUUAGGUUGAAAGAAAAAACAGACGACCCAGGAGCCCCCAAUUUGAAACCACUUUCCUACAGGGAGACCCAGUUUAAAAGGGUAUGGAUUUGGGAUGCAUAACAGUUUUAGAGGGCCAGACGGUUUCUGCUUUUCUUUCCAUCUGUUUAACUCUUAACUCAGGUUCUCUGACCUGAGUUGGGCACGCCUGGUAUCUGGUAUAGAUGAUGUUGAAUUGGUUACUUGAACAGAGCACUGUCCACUACAUGUAUGGAAGGAGGGAAUUGUGUGCAAAGGUAAAGUUUUAGAC